AUGCGGCCCCGCGGUGCCCAUGGGGACAUGACCUGCGGUGGCACCUCCUCCCACGAUGGCUUUGGCCAUGAUGGCACCUCCCACCGUGACGUUUUCUGCGGUGGCUUUGGCAUCUCCUGCCGUGACGCCUCCCAUGGUGACAUCACCCCGACUGGUGGCAUCCCCCGUGACGUCAUCUCUCACAGCGGUGGCAUCUUUCACGGUGGCGUCUCCCACAGCGAUGACAUCUCCUACGAUGGUGGCAUCUCUCACGACAGUAUCUCCCAUGGUGGUGGCGUUUCCCAGCCUGGUGGCAUCUCCCACACUGGCAGCAGGUCCCACGGUGAUGGCAUCUCCCAGAAGAGUGAUGUUUCCUAUGGUGCUGGCAUCUUCCACAACAGCGUCUCCCACGGUGGUGGCAUCUCCCACGGUGGUGGCAUCUCCCAUGACAGCGUCUCCCACGGUGGUGGCAUCUCCCGUGACGACAUCUUCCAUCAUUGUGGCAUCUCCCACAGUCGUGGCAUCGUCUCCUCUGGUGGUGGCACCUCCCUUAAUGCCACCUCCCAGGCUGGUGGCAUCUCCCACACCAGCAGCAUGUCCCCUGGUGGUGGCAUCUCCCAGAAUAGUGACAUUUUCCACAGUGGUGACAUCUCCCACAGCCGUGGUGUCACCCAAACCAGCGGCAUCACCCACGAUGGCAACUCUCACGGUGGCAUCUUCAGCGGUGGCACCUCCUGCAGUGGCAGCUCCCACCUUGGUGGCAUCUCCCAUGGUGGUGACAUCUCUCACCGCCAUGGCAUCACCCAAACAAGCGGCAUCUCCCACGAUGGCAACUCUCGCAGUGGCAUCUGCCAUGAUGGCAUCUCCCAUGGUGGUGGCAUCUCCGAUGGUGGUGGCACGUUCCACAGCCGUGGUGGCACCCAAACCAGCAGCGUCUCCCACGAUGGCAACUCUCGCAGUGGCAUCUCCCACGGUGGUGGCACCUCCCAAACCGUCCCCUCCUGCCACGGUGCCAUCUCCACCAGCUUCCUCCUCCGCCUCUCCCACCAUCCCCGGUGGCCUCCCCACCUCCUCCUGCUCCUCCUCCUCCUCCUCCUCCACCCGCCCCCGACCCGAGGGGCCACCUUCAAGGUGGGGGUGAUGGGUCCUUGGACCUGCGACCCCCUCCUGGCCCGGGCUUUGCCCGAGGUGGCCUCCCGUUUGGCUGUGGCCCGUCUCAACCGCGACCCAACCCUCAACCAAGGCUACUGGUGGGACGCGGUGGUGUUGGCCGAGGCGUGCCGGACCCCCCAGGCCGUGACUGGGCUACUCAACGUUGAACGUUAUGCCACCGGGCUGGUGGGACCCCUCAACCCGGCCACCUGUGGGGCCGCCGGGCUCUUGGCGGCUGCCUGGAACAAGCCCUUGGUCUCCUGGUCUUGCUUGGGUGAUGUGGAAGGGUUGGACACCUUGGUUACCCCCAUGCCGGAGCCCGCCAGGGUGCUUCACGCCGUCCUCCGCUUCUUCCGCUGGGCCCACGUGGCCGUGAUCUCCGCCCCACAGGACCUCUGGCGCGAGGUGGGGCAGGGCUUGGCCCAGGACCUCCGGGCUCUGGGGCUGCCCGUCACCGUCGUCGCUGCUGCCGGGACCCAGGAGGACGAGGCCCGCGAGGCUCUGAGGAGGGUGCAGAGGGCUGAUGGCGUCAGAGUGGUGGUGAUGUGCAUGCACUCGGUGCUGCUGGGCGGCGAGGAGCAACGGGUGCUCCUGGAGAAGGCUGAGGACAUGCGCAUGACUGAUGGCACCUACGUCUUUGUCCCCUACGACGCCCUCACCUUCCCCCUGCCCUACCACCGCGUGCCCUACCCCGUCCUGGCCAACAACACCAAGCUGCGCCUGGCCUACGACGCUGUCCUCACCAUCACUGUUGACUCGCCCAACGUCACCUUCCACGAGGCCCUGCGCCAGGCCAAGGAGACCUAUGAGAUCCCUACGCACAUCGACCCCACCCAGGUCCACCCCCUCUUCGCCACCAUCUACAACUCCAUCCACUUCUUGGCCAAGGCGGUGGAGGCCACACGACAAACCGGCCGCUGGGUGAUGGGCACCAGCGUGGCCGAGCACGCCCGCGACUUCCGCCUGGAGGGCUUCUGCCAACCCUUCUCCGUCACCGAGGACGGGGACGUCAACGUCCCCUACGUGGUGCUGGACACGGACGGCAAAGGCAACCAGCUGUGGCCGGUCUACGGGCUGGAACCGGGCACGCGGGGGUUGAGCUACCGUGGCCACGGUGUCCACUGGCCCCACAGCUCCAGCCCCGGCACUGACGCUGGCUGCUGGUUUGAGUCGGGGUCCAUCUGCCACGGGGGGGUGGACGCCACCUUCGUGCUCCUCAUGUUUGUCCUCAUCUCCGCCCUCAUUGCGCUUGGGGCUGCCAUCGCCUGCUUCAUCAGGCGCCGCAUCCAGCAGGCCCAGCUGAUGAAGGGACCCAAUAAGAUCAUCCUCACCAUGGAGGACCUGACCUUCAUCAACACCCAGAGCAGCAAGCGGGUGGACGGCAGCCGUACCAGCUUGGCCGGCCGCAGCGGGGGGGACACCAAGAGCAUCAGAAGCGUGACCGCGGCCCCCGACACCACCAACGUGGCCAUCGCUGAGGGCGCCGAAAACCCGAAGGGCAACGGUCACCUCCCCCUCCUCGUCCUUUUGUUUAACCAGCAGGGCCUUGUCGCCUCCGUGCAGGGUGACUGGGUCUGGCUGAAGAAGUUCCCUGGAGACCAACACAGUGAGGUGAAACCGGCCACCAAGCUGGCCUUCUGCAAGCUGCGUGACCUGCGCCACGAGAACGUCAACCUCUUCCUGGGCUUCUUCCAUGACUGUGGCAUCUUCGCCAUCGUCUCAGAGCACUGCUCCCGCGGCAGCCUGGAGGACCUGCUGCGCAACGAGGACAUGAAGCUCGACUGGAUGUUCAAGUCCUCCCUCCUCAUCGACCUCAUCAAGGGCGUGCGGUACCUGCAUCACCGCGACGUGGUCCACGGGCGCCUCAAGUCCCGGAACUGCGUGGUGGACGGUCGCUUCGUGCUGAAGGUCACCGACCACGGCUACAACGAGCUGCUGGAGGCCCAGCGCAUCCCCGCCCCCACCCCCCAGCCACAGGAGCGGCUGUGGACGGCGCCGGAGCUGCUGCGCGACGCGGCGCUGGAACGACGCGGCUCCUUCCGCGGGGACGUCUACGGCAUCGGCAUCAUCAUGCAGGAGGUGAUCUGCCGCAGCGGCCCCUACUGCAUGCUGGGGCUGCCGCCCGAAGAGAUCAUCGAGAAGGUUCGGCGACCACCCCCGCUGUGUCGCCCGGCCGUCUCGGCCGACCAGGCGCCGCUGGAGUGCAUCCACCUGAUGAAGCAGUGCUGGAGCGAGCAGCCCGAGCGGCGGCCCACCAUCGACCAGAUCUUCGACCAGUUCAAGAGCAUCAACAAGGGCCGGAAGACCAACAUCAUCGACUCCAUGCUGCGCAUGCUGGAGCAGUACUCCAGCAACCUGGAGGACCUCAUCCGGGAGCGCACCGAGGAGCUGGAGAUCGAGAAGCAGAAGACGGACAAGCUCCUCACCCAGAUGCUGCCCCCGUCAGUGGCCGAGGCCCUGAAGAUGGGCACCCCCGUGGAGCCCGAGUACUUUGAGGAGGUGACGCUCUACUUCAGCGACAUCGUGGGCUUCACCACCAUCUCAGCCAUGAGCGAGCCCAUCGAGGUGGUCGACCUCCUCAACGACCUUUACACCCUCUUUGACGCCAUCAUCGGCUCACAUGACGUCUACAAGGUGGAGACCAUUGGGGACGCCUACAUGGUGGCCUCGGGGCUGCCCAAGCGCAAUGGGAACCGCCACGCCGGCGAGAUCGCCAACAUGUCGCUGGACAUCCUCAGCUCCGUCGGCACCUUCAAGAUGCGCCACAUGCCCGAGGUGCCCGUCCGCAUCCGCAUCGGCCUCCACUCCGGACCCUGCGUGGCCGGCGUCGUGGGGCUCACCAUGCCGCGCUACUGCCUCUUCGGGGACACCGUCAACACGGCGUCACGCAUGGAGUCCACCGGCCUGCCGUACCGGAUCCACGUCAACGCCCGCACGGUGGCCAUCCUGCGGGCACUGCAGGAGGGAUUCAAGCUGGACAUCCGGGGCAAGACCGAGCUCAAGGGGAAGGGCGUGGAGGACACGUACUGGCUGGUGGGACGCGAGGGCUUCACCAAACCCAUCCCCACCCCCCCAGACCUGCUGCCCGGGGCCAGCAACCACGGCAUCAGCCUGGACGAGAUCCCGGCCGAGCGGAGGAAGAAGCUGGAGAAGGCCCGGCCGGGGCAGGUGCCCAAAUAACCACGGCCCAGCCCGGAGCCGGAGGGAGGUGCCAGCCCCUCCCCCACACGGCCCCGCCCCCCCGGUGCACGAUGGGACGGCAGGAAACCGAGAGGGAGGAGUCAACGCAUCGAUUGGCUGCUGCAGACCACGCCCUGGCCAGCUAGUGACGUCACAGGAAGUGGCUCCCCACAGCACAAGGCGCUUCCGGACUUUUAAAGGGGCAGGCGUUUUCCGUCUGGCGACAGGAAUUGCCCUUUAAGGGGCGGGGCCUUCCCCCAGAAGGGGGCGGGGCCUCACCCACCCAGCCAAUGGCAGCGCAGGGACGGAGGACGCCCUUAAAGGGGCGGUGCCCUCGGUGGAUUUUUUUUGUCGGCAGACAAAAAAAAGAGAAAGGCCCUCGGAAGGGAGAGGAGCCUGUCUGGGGCGGGCGGCCAUAUUGG
Molecule: messenger RNA, 4733 nt
Organism: Grus americana (Whooping crane)
Lineage: Eukaryota; Metazoa; Chordata; Aves; Gruiformes; Gruidae
Product: retinal guanylyl cyclase 1-like
Exons: 20
Coding region: 1-4311 (1436 amino acids)
Biological process (GO): protein phosphorylation; receptor guanylyl cyclase signaling pathway; intracellular signal transduction
Molecular function (GO): guanylate cyclase activity; ATP binding; peptide receptor activity
Source: RefSeq, a predicted model, not a curated record